Molecule: messenger RNA, 525 nt
Organism: Diaporthe citri
Lineage: Eukaryota; Fungi; Ascomycota; Sordariomycetes; Diaporthales; Diaporthaceae
Exons: 3
Coding region: 1-525 (174 amino acids)
Source: RefSeq, a predicted model, not a curated record
AUGGAUUGGGUCAUAUUCACGAAACUGAUUGAUCGCAUACCAUUUCAAAACCAACACCACAAGCCCCCACUGCCCAACCGCUCCUCCCAAGAACGUGUGCAGAUAUUCCUCAACAUCGAACGGUCGACCUCUUGGAGGUUCAACACCCACAUAGGAGAGAAGCAGUGGGUCUACAGGACUUCCUUCACAGCCCCAGCAGUCGAGAAGGGCAGCAAGGCCGUCCUGGCCUUUGACGGCUUGGACACGUUCGCCAAGCUGACCUCGCCAGUCGCCGUUGGCGGCGAGUCCGACUACGAGUCCGGCUCCGAAGACGUCUCCACCAAGGUCUUCAUCGCCAACUACGCCAUAAUCAUCAAGCAGACUGAAGAACCGAAUAGUCGUGUCACCCGGCGAAAAACAAUAUUUGAGUUAUCUAUGGCGUCUUGCUCGCCCGUUGUCCCUGGCUCUGCGUGGGAAGCCGCCCGUAUAGCAUAUCCGAUACUGCGAAAAAGCUUGAUCUACCUGUCGCCCACAGACUUGUACUGA